Molecule: messenger RNA, 4046 nt
Organism: Mytilus californianus (California mussel)
Lineage: Eukaryota; Metazoa; Mollusca; Bivalvia; Mytilida; Mytilidae
Biological process (GO): protein targeting; protein import
Cellular component (GO): membrane
Molecular function (GO): ATP binding; ABC-type protein transporter activity
Source: RefSeq, a predicted model, not a curated record
AGGCUAUGGAAGAAGAAUGAGUAGCGGGAUUGACGAGUAGAAAUUCAGAGAAUGAAGAAAACUUAACAGAUAAAACACAGAACUUGAAUAAAUACACAAAUAUGUUCCUGGUGAUUCUGUUGAUCAAUUAACGUGUCUGUUGUUAUAAUUAGAAGAACAUGAAGGCUGAAUUGAGACAGCGAUAGACUAAAUUCUCCCAAAAAAAUUCCUACAUCACAACUGAUUGGAGGGUGAAAUGGGAAAUAGUCAAACCUGUGUCGAUUGCAAAACCGAAGUUCCGAAAAAAGUCAAAUGGCUUGAUAAAAUACAUGACGACUGGGGACGAAGAUUAAGUAAAUGGAAAAACAAUGAAAUAUGGAUUAAACUUGGUUCUGACAAAUACUUGUGCUCUCCUUGCUUGAUAAAGCGACAGAAUCAAGAAAGACAAAAGCUACAAGAAGAGCAACAAAGACAGGAAAACGAAAAAAGAAAACAAGAUGAAAAUCAAAGAGAGGCAGAAAAUCAACAAAAAGAAAUGCACAGACGAAAGGAAAUGCAACAGAAACUAAGAAAGGAGGCAGAACGCAGACAAAGGGAGGAGGCAGAACGCAGACAAAGAGAGGAAGCAUUACGCAGACAAAGAGAGGAAGCAGAACGUAGACAAAGGGAAGAAGCAGAACGCAGACAAAGAGAAAAAGCAGAAUGCAAGCGAAGGGAGGAAGCAGAACGCAGACAAAGAGAGGAAGCAGAACGCAGACAGAGAGAGGAGGCAGAACUAAGGCGAAGGGAGAAGGCAGAACGCAGACAAAGAGAGGAAGCAGAACGCAGACAGAGAGUGGAGACAGAACGCAGGCAAAGGGAGGAGGCGGAACGCAGACAAAAAGAGGAAACAGAACGCAGACAAAGAGAGGAGGCAGAACUCAGAAAAAGAGAUGAGGCAGAACGUAGGCAAAGGGAGGAAGCAAAACGCAGACAAAGAGAGGAAGAAGAAUGCAAGCGAAGGGAGGAAGCAGAACGCAGACAAAGAGAGAACGCAGAACGCAGACAAAGAGAGGAGGAAAAACGCAAACAAAGAGAGGAAGCAGAACGCAGACAAAGAGAGAAGGAAGAACGCAUAAAAAUGGAGGAAACAGAACGCAGACAAAGGGAGGAAGCAGAACGCAAACAAAGGGAGGAAGCAGAACGCAGUCAAAGAGAGGAGGCAGAAUGUAGACAAAUGAAGGAAGCAGAAAGCAGACAAAGAGAGAAAUCAGAACGCAGACAGAGAGAGGAGGCAGAACGAAGAAAAAGGGAGGAAGCAGAAUGCAGACAAAGAGAGAAGGCAGAACGCAGACAAAGGGAGGAAGCAGAACGCAAGCGAAGGGAGGAAGCAGAAAGCAAACAAAGAGAAGAGGCAGAGCGCAAACAAAGAGAGGAAACAGAACGCAGACAAAGAGAGGAGGCAGAACGCAAACACAGAGAGGAAACAGAACGUAGACAAAGGGAUGAGGCAAAACUUAGACAAAGGGAGGAAGCAGAACACAGACAAAGGGAGAAGGCAGAACGCAGACAAAGGAAGGAAACAGAACGCAAACAAGUGGAGGAAGCAGAACGCAGACAAAGAGAAGAGACAGAACGCAGACGAAGGGAGGAAGCAGAAUGUGUUGAAAAAGCAAAGGAAUUCUUACUUUACGAGGAACGAUUUUCCGAUUGGCAAAGACGAGAAAACGGAGCAAAGAAUGAAGUAGAAUAUUCACAAAUCCUUCAACGGUUUCCGCCAAAAAGCAUAAUUUCAAAUAUAAAAAAGCUUUCAACUUCUAAAGACAUCUCAAAUUCUAAAAAGGAACCACAGAUUGAUAACCCACAGCAGAAAGAUGAUAGGUGUGUCGUACAAGAGUUGAUUGACACAGGUCAUAUCAAUGAGGACGCGAGUGCAACAAUUAGUAACGUACUUCUGGCAGUUCAGAAAAAAAUUCAAAACUAUGAAAAUCAAAAUAGAUAUCAUAGAAUGAGACAAUCACCAGAUCAUCGUUCAGUUCGGAGGUUUUGCUCCCAAAGGUCAAAUUUUGCUGACAACGAAAAACAAUUUUCCGACUGUAUUUUUGAAAUAUGUUUAGCUGUGAAGUUGACUAAAAGUUAUUGGCCUAGGAAUACCCAGAUUACAUCAUUAUGUUUGUUGGUUAGAGCAAUACAAAAAGGGAUUCUUUUAGAAAUAAAUACUGGUGAAGGGAAAACGUGUAUCAUCGCAAUGUUUUCUGCAUUUCUUGCUUCAUGCGAAAUUAAUAUUGAUAUUGUGUCAAGCUCGCCUAUUUUGGCUCAACGGGAUUUCAUAGAGUGGAAAGAAUUUUACAAAUCAUUAAAGGUUUCAGUCAGCUGUAAUUUAAUUCCAAAGAAAACAGUUGAACGACUUAAAUGUUACUCACAUACGGUCGUUUAUGGGACAGUGGCGUCAUUUGCAUCUGAUUUACUCAGACAAACUUUUUUAAUGGAUAAUGUUCGCGGUGAAAGGAGGUGUGAGGCUGUCAUUGUUGAUGAAGUAGAUUGUAUGCUACUUGAUCAAGGUGUUCAUUUUACAUAUCUUUCGCAUGCUGUACCAGGAAUGCAUCAUAUAGAACCUAUUUUAUUUAUGAUAUGGAAGCAUAUUAUUAAACAUGAGAGGAUUGUUUCAGAAAAAUCUGAGCACUUUUUCCUUGGGGUUUUAGACUCUUUGCCAAUAGUUUUGUCAUCAUAUAUUGAUUUGAGUGAAUUUUAUAUGGAGACAGACAUUCCUCCUGAAAUUCAAUGGUUAUAUCUAUUUAAACAGAAAAACCUUUUCAAUGCUGACUUUAGUACAUAUUUGUUAAAAGGGAAUACCUCGGAACUUCAAGACAUUUUUACGAUUGAGAAGAUUUUAGAAUGUUUGGAAUUCGUUGAAGAAGAAUUCAACCUUCCAAUUAAAUUUCAACCAUAUACCAUAGUUAAUGAGACAACUGUUCGAGCCGUUCAAUGGGGACAUUCAUCACAUGCCACAAAAGAACAAAUAAUUCAUGUUUUGGUUGUUGGGAAAGGCUUAGUAUGUGUACUUCAUCCGUAUGAAGACGAAAAAGAAAUACACAAUUUUAUAAAAGAUGAAGUAAAAAAUUACAUUUCAUUUGAUGGAUGCAAACCAGACAAACAUCAUAUCCCAGCUUAUUUAGAAGAGUACGUACAAAAUCGUCUCAUUUCGUGGAUAGAAAAUGCAUUUACAGCAAAACAUAUGCUCAACGGACGAGAAUAUCUUGUUAAAGAUAAUGAUGUGGUUCCUGUAGAUUUUGAGUCAACGGGAGUUGUUCAACUUGAUACCAAAUGGGGAGACUGUUUGCACCAGUUUUUAGAAAUAAAACAUGGGAAGAAAUUAAGUCAAAUAACUUUAGUAACGAAUUUUAUGUCCAAUCAAGAAUAUUUUCGUCGUUAUAAGGGUAAAAUAUUUGGUGUAUCAGGUACACUUGGUACAGAAAGGGAGAAAUCAUUUCUAAGGAAACAAUUUAGCCUAGGCUGUCAAAAAAUACCAACUCAUCGGUCGAAAGUAUUUGAAGAACUAUCAGGAAUAAUAUGCAACUCAAAACAGGAAUGGAUUAUUGAAAUACAAACUGUUGUGCGAGAUCAAGUAACAAAAACGAAAAACAAAAUGCAAAGGGCAGUUUUAGUCAUAUGUGAAGAUAUAAAUACUGCAAAAGAAUUGCAAGAAAACUUGAAUCAUACUGAUUGUGCUUCCGCAGCACUUUAUACAAGGAAUGAUGAAAAUAAUGAUAAAAUUGACAGCAAAUUAAAAGCAGGAGAUAUUAUUGUUGCAACCAAUAUUGCUGGUCGGGGAACAGAUAUUGAUAUAGAUGAUUCGGUUGAAAAAGCUGGAGGGUUAUUUGUCCUUGUCACGUUUCACCACAAAAUUCACGAAUUGAAAAUCAACUUUUUGGCAGAAGUGCAAGGAAAGGUCAACCGGGUAGCGGACAAAUAGUUCUUAAUAGGCAUAGUUUGCCAUCAUAUUUUUCACUUUAUAACUUAACAUGUAACGAACCAGUUGAAUCUUUCAAACAUUUACGAGACGCAAUAGAAGAAAAACGUAUUUUAGA